This is a messenger RNA of Radiomyces spectabilis, 2052 nucleotides long. RefSeq lists its product as uncharacterized. Gene Ontology annotation, biological process: DNA-templated transcription. The transcript is spliced from 3 exons. Gene Ontology annotation, molecular function: DNA binding; zinc ion binding. The coding region runs from base 1 to 2052 and encodes 683 amino acids. The record is from RefSeq and is a predicted model, not a curated record. Lineage: Eukaryota; Fungi; Mucoromycota; Mucoromycetes; Mucorales; Radiomycetaceae.
AUGAUUGUCCAAGCUCGUCCUUCCGCACCGUCAUUUUCGAACAAAGAGCAGGCAUUGGAGCCUCGUCCAAGUUCGUUUGAACGGUUUCUCAAAGAAGCAUUGGAUGUCAUCUUUCAGCUACGGGUCAAUGUGGAUUCAGCUUUAUAUGGCGGAGACGCGCACGACGAUGGCGACACGGACGACGGCACGGUGACUUGGAAACUUCACCUGUCACCUCCCAUGCUCACACUCGAUACCAACAUUCAGACCAUCUCGGGACUGGAACAAGUCCUGGAACAACUGCGAGUCAAUAUCACUCCUCGUCCACCCAAGAUCAGAGCCCCGCGAUCGGUCUCGAGUAGGCAUUUCAUCCCUUCGAGUCUUCUACGCGCCGUCGAAAGUAGUAUACGGUUAUCGGCCAUACUCAGCAUACCAAAAAUCAAUGUUUUCCGAAAAUACAACUCGCAACUCCUCAUGCGACAAUGUGUGCAAGCAUUUACCAUGUGCGAUGGGGCCUUCUUUUUGGAUUCCACCAAACUCAUGGCCGACAUGUCACUGGUCAUGUCGCACGCCGACGCACCAAAAACGUAUCCGACCGAAACACUACUGGUCCUUAGUAUUUGUUCUCUGAGCAUUCGACAUGCAUUUAUACACAAACAAGGUCACCCCAGCGUCGCCACUGGCUUGGCCCAUGCCUACUACUCUCAGGCACGCAUGUUGUUACAGGAUUUAUUUGAUGUGCAGCAUAUCUCGGUGAUCCAAUCGCUUCUCAUCUUAUCGCUAUUCCCGUACGGUCAUGUCGACAUGUUUUCUCCAGCGCGAAUAUCAUCGCCACUUCUUACGACGGCCAUUCGCGCAGCACUCGGCAUGAAUUUGCAUCGGAUCGAUGCCACUGAUCAACCACCCUCCAACGACGUAGAAUUGAAGCGACGAGUGGCGUGGAUACUCUUUUGUGCGGAUUACUUUGCAGAUUGGAAUACGACGGGCAAUACCGGGUUAAUUGAUGUCACCUAUUGGCACGUGGAUUUUGUCCGCCCCAUUGCGGGCGAACCUCUCGCACGUCGAGUCGAGUAUUUCUCGGAAUACUGUCGCAUGGUCACACUAAGAAAACUGCAUUUGUUCGGUACAUCCUAUAUGAUGACGCAGAGAUCGUCAAAAGCCAUGAAACUCGCUGCCGAUGGCCAGUUAUUCCCAAUGUACUUCAACACCCCGCCGAAUUUCGCAUUGCAUUUAAACCCGGAGGAACGGUCCUGGCAAAAAGAGGAUCUGGAGCCUCUGUUACUUCAUCGAUUAUACGCUGAUACGCUCAUCAUGACACAUGUACCGUUUUUACCCCGUCGCUAUCUUGCUAGUUUGGAUAACGAGGCGCCAACGAGGGAAACCGACAUGAAAAAUGUUUAUCAACGCAUUGUUCACUUAUCCGGAUCGACAUCCUUCGUAUCUCCUUUCCCAUCCUUUCCCCCUUACACAUCCCAUGCAUCUGGACCUACUUGUUCUUCUUCAUCGUCAUCCCAAAAUCCAUUCCCGUCAUCCAUGGCCGCUUCCGAAUCCAAUGCGGCUCUGGAACUUCAUUGCAUCCUCGGUAUUCUUACUGCCGCUCAUCAAUAUACCCAUAUCAUGGAAGCAUUGGUUGUCAUUGAUCCAUUAGGGUGUUUUCAGUCGCCUGUGCAUGGAAUUCUCAUCAUCGCGUACGUCUCCCAUAUGAUACAGACGAACUGUCAAGACCCGGACGCUAUCGUGAUUUGCCGCGUCAAUCUGGUUCGCUUAUUGCGUAUCUUUCAACAAGUGCGAAACGUCUACAGUGACCCUGCUCUUCUCUAUAUCGAACGCCUACUAUCGCGAUGGAUCACUUCACUUACCGAUGGGUCCACUCCGGUCUUACGACAACAAGUCAUGCAACGGCUCAACGCUGUACGAGAAAGAACCAAUUUACUUAUGGAGAAUAGCAGUGAUGUGAAUGAUGGUCAAAUUGCUAUACCCUCGAUUGGCGUUGUUAAGGGUCUUAUCAUUAGUGUACUUCUACCAAUGGCCUCAACCAGAUCUGGUCAUAACAUUGGUGUGAUUGAUCGUUGA